CGCGCAGAAGUAUUAUUUUCACCGUUUACAAUUGUAAGGUUAAGAACGUAGAAUAUUUGUUCUUUGUGCUUGUGAUAUUUAAAUUGUGUGUAAACAUUUCCAUGUAUUCGACGGAAUUGGAGAUAUAAGAAACGAUGGCACUAAGAACUGUAAAGCAUCUAUCUUCUAAGGAGAUAGAAGGUCUUCAAGCCAACGAGAUUGUGCUAAAGGCAAAUCCAAAUAGAUGGGUUAUGUUUCCUAUAAAGCACGAUAGCUUCUGGGCGAUGUAUAAAGAGGUAGAAAACAACUUUUGGGCUGCUGAAGACUUUAUAUUCUCCGAAGAUAAGGAAGUUUUGGACCGUUUGGACAAGGUCCUGUUAGACGCUCUGAAUAAAGUAUUGUCCUAUCACAUAAUGCUGGAUAAUAACGUGAAGUGCCGUCCGUCAGCAAUAACACUAGACUUAUUAAGUGAUGUGCAAGUACCUGAAGCCAGAGCAUUCUAUGGAUUCCAGUUAACUGAUGAAAACAUUCAUAGCGAAACUGUGGGCUCUAUGUUCCAAACCUUGGCUGCUAGCCUCGAUUCAAAGAGCGGAUCCGAUAAAAUAUCUUGGUUACACAAAAACGUUAUCGAGACCAAGUCUUUUUUCAAGAGAGUACUUUUGAUGUUGAUUUCAAAAUUAGUAUUCUCUGCCUCUUUCGGUAUAAUUAGAGAUUUUAUUGUCAAAGAAAAGAUCAUUCCAACAUAUGCGCUUGCAUUGGAUGCUAUAGAAUCUGAUCAACACAUUCAUGCCAGAUUUGCUUUUUGUCUGUUUGAACUCAUGGAAAAUAGAAUGUUAGAAAGUGAAGUCUUGAGUUUGAUAAAUGAAGUCAAAGAACUCGAAAUUGCCUUCUGUCUUUCUUCCUUGCCCCUCGAGUUUAUGAAAUUGCAAAAGGACCAUAUAACAUCAUAUGUCGAGUCCAGGUUGAAUCAAGUGCUAUUGGUUUCUGGUUAUAAGGCCAUAUUUAAGCCAGAUUUAGAUGUCGACUGGAUUAAUGAAUUCUCCGUUGAUUUGAACAUUCAACUCAACAUUAGCAAACCAUCGAUUCAGCAUGAUAUAGAACAUUUCGAACAAGAGAUAAAGUUUGACGAAGAUUUUUAAAACUGCAUUUUAGCCGCAUAUUUCACAAUAUUAACACCGUAC
Messenger RNA from Theileria equi strain WA, 1160 nucleotides. RefSeq names its product ribonucleoside-diphosphate reductase small chain, putative. The transcript is spliced from 6 exons. The record is from RefSeq and is a predicted model, not a curated record. Gene Ontology annotation, biological process: deoxyribonucleotide biosynthetic process. Bases 135 to 1118 code for a protein of 327 amino acids. Lineage: Eukaryota; Apicomplexa; Aconoidasida; Piroplasmida; Theileriidae. Gene Ontology annotation, molecular function: oxidoreductase activity.